ACUGGUUCCACGCUACCGACACAGGGAGCAGCAACACGAUACCACAAGUGAAACAGCUUAAUCUAAGUUGAACAUAAAAUAGAUAAAGAUGGUGGGAAAGAUAAAACAUGUCCGCCAGAAGCUUCACCAGGAGGCGGUGAAGCUGGACAGGCCGAGCAGCCCCUCUGCGCCCUCCGGGUCUGUGUUGUCUCCUGUCCCGGUCCUACACAGCGUUACUCCUCCGUGUCUGGAGAACAAGCAGCGGGACAAACAGGUCCUGACAGAGAGCUCCUUCCCCACUGGGAUCUUCGCUGGCACGAAAAUCACUCCAGAGGCUCUGGUACAAACACUGAAGUGUGAAGAGAGUCCAGAUGUACCUGUACCUGUACCUGCCAAGAAAGGCCCAGAAGAGAAAAGACUCAAGUCAAAGAAAGAGAAGAUGAAGGAGAGGAGGGAGCGGUGGCUCAACAAGAUCAGCUCCAUCAAACAAGCCCAGGAGCGUCAGGCGGCCGAGGCCCGCAGACAGGCCACUCCCGUGGUUGGAGACUUGAGGCCGCUGGCCGACGCCCUGCCAGAGCUAUGCCAGCUCAUCGGCCCCCCCGCCACCACAGCCCUCGCCACUCGCCGCAAGAGCAGGAAAAACAAAGUACCUGUGAAGAGGCCUGAGCCAACAGAUUUCAGUCAGAUGAAACAGUCCCAGAAACGCAAACUCCUAGAAACAGAGAGCAGCCGCUUCAGCGAUGUGGUAAAGACUCUCUCUGGCAGAGUGAAUCCUCUGGCUGAUAUCGGCGAGCAGCUGAGGAAGAGGAUGAGGCAGGAGGAAGAGCAAGGAACCAGCUAACAGCAGCACACUCGAGUGCUUCCACAGACUUUAAAGAUCCCUGAAUCCCGGUCUACACUUGACUUUGUCAGGGAAACCUGACCCUGGAGGAAGAACCUGACACCUGGUUACUCAGUCUGACUGGAUGCUGAGGAUACUGACUGGUUCCUGGUGAAGAUGCAGAGACAAGUGGCAUAAACUGUAGCAUUUGUAAAUGAUGACUUUAACACAGAUUCUUUAGGUUGAAUUAUCAUUAUCAUCUCCUCUGCAGUAAUAAAUCACAAAUCAGUCAAAACUGCAAUUUAAUGUGUAUUUGAAUAUACAGUGGAUUUUAUUUUAGCAUAAAACUGCAACACAAAGUGUAAAAAGUGAAGGGGUCUGAAUGCUCCAUGUGCAUUUGCAAUAUCUGCAAAUCAAAGCAUUUAAUAGUCAACACAUGAGCCUGGUUUCGAUGAGCUCCUCCACAAUCAUUCCCACUCAUCUAUUUUCAGUGUCUUCUCAUUGUGCCGUAUCCAGAAUGAGAUCAGUGACUCAUCAGCAAUAACCAUAGCAACUCCACUCAUCCAUGGACACCAAUAUGUUGUCAGGGCGCCGAGGAGCCAUGAAGCUGAAUGAAAAUAUUGUCAAACUGUCAUCAAUAAGCAGAUCAACAUUUACGGAGAGCUCUAGGAAUCAUAUGCAGCAUAUGCUGCACAUCAUGGACUUGACGUGUGGGUGCUGAGGAUGUCAAACUCAUCACGGUAUCUUAACAGAUUUUUUUUUUUUGCAUAUAAUUAAAUAUGUUUAUAUAGAAACUCUUUCUGCCACUUGAAAAUAAAACCUCAUCUACAGUUUUUCCUUCUUUACAAGGGUUUUUUUUCCCUAAAAAAUUCAAAUUUUGUCAUUGUAGGAAGUUUUGAAUUAUUAAUCUCAUAGUUAGUAUUUAAGUUAGUAUCUCGAAUCUCAUACAUUUCUAAUAAGUUUCAUAUUAUAAUCUAUGAGAAUCAGAAUACAGUUACAAACCAACUAACGAAUGUGAUUGCAGCUGCAAACCAACUAACCAACCAGAUUA
Messenger RNA from Seriola dumerili (greater amberjack), 1850 nucleotides. It is a transcript of the gene slx9, whose product is annotated as family with sequence similarity 207 member A. Bases 89 to 820 code for a protein of 243 amino acids. NCBI's taxonomy places the organism in Eukaryota, Metazoa, Chordata, Actinopteri, Carangiformes, Carangidae. The record is from RefSeq and is a predicted model, not a curated record. Gene Ontology annotation, biological process: maturation of SSU-rRNA from tricistronic rRNA transcript (SSU-rRNA, 5.8S rRNA, LSU-rRNA). The transcript has 6 exons. Gene Ontology annotation, cellular component: preribosome, small subunit precursor; 90S preribosome; nucleolus.